UCUCUGACCUUAGAAGUUUCUCUUGAGGUGUAAGGGCUACUAGAGGGGAGGGGUCUGGCCGGGAGAUUGUAUACAGUGGUCCCCAUGGAGGUAUCUACAGAAGAGGUAUAGUAGCAGGUGAGAGUCCUUGGAGACAAGACGUCAGAAUGGACCUCUGCAGCUCUGGCUCCCACAUCUGGAAGAGCCCUGUGAGGUCUCUGGAUUCCACCCUGGUUACCAGCUUCCUGCUGACUGCAGAGAAAGAGCUACUGAGAUUGAAGCAGCUGCCAGAUCCUGCAGAUCUUGUGGUCCUCUGCUCCAGCUAACCGGAAAGGGCUGGUUUUCAAGAGUGUCCCAGCCAUGUAGAAACGUCUGUAGGGGCAGGAAUAUCAUGUAUGUUUCCAUGUGAGAAUGUGGGAGUGAUCAGUGUAUAUGCCUGGGCCGUGGAAAGUCAGCUUGUGUGUGUGUGUGUGUGUGUGUGUCCUGUACUGUGGGCACAGGGCAUGCACAUCAGAGCUGAAUGUCAAGUCUGUACACAGAAGGCAUGUUACACACGUGUGUAAGGUCUGUAAUGCCUAUGUGGGCAGUCAUUGUGAGUCAGGUACAAUUUUUGGUUUGUAUUUUUGUGUUUGCAUGUGUAUACCUGAAUGUAUGCUCAGCACAGGUGCAUUGCAUGUGUGUAGGCACAGGAACAUUGUGUGUGUAUGUGUGCUAUGUGGGUACAGACAUGUGCUCUGUGCUGCAUGUGUAUGGCUGUGUGUGACAUGUGUCCUGUGUACAACUGUGUGUUGUAUGUGAGUAGCAUCUGUGGAGGCAAUGCUUCUCUUUAAGCCCUGCCUUGUCCUGAUGCUCUUGUCCCUGUCCUGGGCCAGUAGUGCUGUGGGACUGUACAUCAGGUUGAACAGAAGUAGAUAAGCACCUGGCCCUGGGUGAGAUGAUCAUCUGCCUGUUCCAGGUCAUCUUAGGGUUUAUACCAUGGGGAGCUUUGCAUUUGUCUACAUGCCAAUCACCCUGAUGGGGAACAAGUGUUGAGGUGUGUGGGUAUGUAGGGCUGAGUAUAGUGUAUGGUGUAGUAUGUGUGUUUCUGUUGGAUAUGUUGUAUAUUAUAUACUGUGUGUGUAUGUUAAAUGUGUUAUAUAUUAUAAGGUGUAUGUUUGUGUCUGUUGAGUGUGUUGUAUCUGGUGUUCUAUGUAUAUGUAGUGUGGAGUUUGCACUGUGUGUCACAUGUGGCAUGUAUGUGUAUGUGCGUUCCAAGCUGAACGCUCAUUUUGUUCCUGGGUUGGUGGCUGCCCUCCCUGGAUCCCAGCACAACUCCUUCGUAGUCAUCCCUGGGAGCUGGUACUCCAUUGUUCUCAGAACUCACACUCACUUCCUGUACUUGGCUCCUCUGAGUCUCUCUGCCCUCAGCCUCAGACACUUGCAUUCCUGCAGGCAAAUGAAGACCCAGAGUCCGUGAGGCUCAAGGGCUGGCACUGCUGCUCUGGCUGCUCAGGCUCGGCAGCCGAGCUCCCCCACACUCAGUCACAGGCUGGAACACAUCGUGCAUUUUGGAAUGUUAUAGGACUGCAGCAGCAGCUGCAUCCCAAGAUAAUUCUCCACAUGGUGGCAGAACCAUCCAUCCCCCUAUGCUGACGGCUGCUGUAUUUCCACUUCCAGCCCUGACUCUAGAAUUUUCCUUGAUGCCUCCCCAUUCUGCACCCCAGUGAGGGUCCAUAGGGCCUUAACCAUGGCCUCUCAAGCAUGCAUCCACCUGACCCACAUCGACUCCUUUCUUGGUCUUUCCAUCUGAGCCUGUCCCAGCGUUUCCUCACUCCCUACAGAUGGCCCUGAUGCUGUCUAAUGCCCCGCCCAGCAUCUCCUCACUCCCUACAGAUGGCCCUGAUGCUGUCUAAUGCCACAUCCCAGCAUCUCCUCCUCCCUACAGACUGCCCUGAUGCUAUCUAAUGCCCCAUCCCAGCAUCUUCUCACUCCCCACAGAUGGCCCUGAUGCUGUCUAAUGCCCUGUCAUGCCAUCUCCUGAGAGAGACACUGAUUUGUCCUUAUCCCCUCCCCAGCUACUGCCUGGCUGAGCCCUGAUCUGUCUCACCUGACUGUCAACCUGGGCCCCUCACCUCUACCUGUGCCUCUACUGACUUCCCUGGGAUCUGUGGGUCCCCUGAAGCCCUUUUAAGGCUGCAUAUUAGAGCAUGUUGCUCCUUUGCUUAAAACCAUUGGCAACUCCUGUGGCAAAAGACCCCCAGGCCUGUGAGACUCCCAGAGCUGUAACUGGCCCCUUUCCCUGCUUACUCACUCAGCAGGGGUCACCCAGUAUCUAUCCUGGAGCCAUAAUGUAAUGUGUCCAACACCCUUCCCUGGAAGGAAGCUGCUGUCACUACCCACUAGACUGAUGGGAAAACUGAGACUUAGAUUUUCACAAUAGUAUUUUUAAAGGGGGCUGGAAAAAUGGCUCAGCAGUUAAGAGCACUGGCUGUUCUUCCAGAGGACCCAGGUUCAAUUCCCAGUACCCAUACGACAGCUUACAACUGUCUGUAACUCCAGUCCAGGGGAUCUGAUGCCCUCUUAUAGCUUCUAGAGGUAUUAGGUACAUGGCCAUACAUUCAGGCAAAACACCAUGCACAUCGAAAAAUAAAAAGGAAAAAAUUAAAUAAUAUUGAAGAACAGACACAGAGUGCUUAUCAAGGUGAAGGCCAGGGACAUUUUAGGCUUCACUGUUUCUAUGCUCCUAGCAUCCCUGAGAAGCAGGUGUCCAUCCUUUCCGUCCACGGGUGGGUGUGCUGAGGCGCAGGGAUGCUGUAGACUCAGCAGCUGAGCCCUCAGUUUUCUCGGUAGAGAGCUUGGCAACAUAUAAGGUCCCCUCCACCUUCCACAGUGGGCUGUUUCCUGCAUCCACACAGGAAAGGAAGCUUCAUGGUGGCACCACUCACUGUUAUUGGUGGGAAUGGCAGAAUACCAUGCACACUCCACGACCUGCCCCAGGGCAGUAUCCAUGCUACACAGCACCAGGUCUCUGAAUGCAGUGUCCUGGGCCUGCAGGGCAUCACAGAAAACACCGGCAAGAUGGACGGCCCCAGCAAUGUCUCACUGGUUCAUGGUGAUACCACUCUGGGCCUGCCAGAGUACAAGGUGGUCUCAGUCUUCCUAGUGCUCCUGGUGUGCACCACAGGCAUUGUAGGCAAUGCCAUGGUGGUCCUGGUGGUGCUGACCUCACGAGACAUGCACACGCCCACCAACUGCUACCUGGUCAGCUUAGCUCUAGCUGACUUAAUUGUGCUGGUGGCCGCGGGGCUGCCCAAUGUCUCUGACAGCCUGGUGGGGCACUGGAUCUAUGGACAUGCUGGCUGCUUGGGUAUCACCUACUUCCAGUAUCUAGGCAUCAAUGUCUCCUCCUGCUCCAUCCUGGCAUUUACUGUGGAGAGGUACAUCGCCAUUUGCCACCCAAUGAAAGCACAGACUGUGUGCACUGUGGCCCGGGCUAAACGGAUCAUCGCAGGCAUUUGGGGGGUCACAUCCCUCUAUUGCCUACUCUGGUUCUUCUUGGUGGACCUCAAUGUCCAUGACAAUCAGCGCCUGGAAUGUGGCUACAAGGUGUCCCGAGGCCUCUACCUGCCCAUCUACCUGCUGGACUUCACCAUCUUCUUCAUCGCGCCCUUGCUGGUGACCAUGGUGCUCUAUGGGUUCAUCGGAAGGAUUUUAUUUCAGAGCCCAUUGUCUCAGGAGACCUGGCAGAAGGCGAGACAACCCAGCGGGCAGGGUGAGGGUGCACCAGGCAGCUGCUCUAGGUCCAAGGGCUCUAUGUCCUCCAGGAAGCAGGCCACCAGGAUGCUGGCGGUGGUAGUGUUGCUUUUCGCAGUGCUGUGGACCCCCUACCGCACACUGGUGUUGCUCAACUCUUUCCUGGCCCAGCCUUUCCUGGACCCCUGGGUCCUGCUGUUCUGCCGCACCUGUGUCUACACCAACAGUGCCAUCAACCCUGUCAUCUACAGCCUUAUGUCCCAGAAGUUCCGGGCAGCCUUCCUGAAGCUGUGCUGGUGCGAGGCAGCCAGGCCACAGAGGCAUGCAGCAUGCGCCACCGCCAGCAGCCACAGUGCUGUCCAGGAGACCCCAGCGGGAACUGAGAAGCUGCAGCUGGGCUCCAGUGAGGCCUCAGGUCCCACAGCAGCCGGGUCCCUGCAUCGCCAGCAAGAGCCCCGCUUCAGUGUGCUCUGAGGAGCCCUGCCUGGCCCCUGACCCCACUCCCUGUGUUGACUUGCUCGCUGGUCUGGUUGAUACCUGCUCUGAGCGCUGGUGGAUUGCCAGGAGAGGGACAGACAGCUCAUUGCUUAUGGGUCACCAGAGGUCCCUUUACCAUGAAGGAGGACACGGGAAUGUUCUCAGCUGGAUCCUGUGUGGGUAGUUCUCUACUCUGAAGUGAUGCCGGUGGGGACAGAGAGGAAGCUGGAGGCCCAGUCUUCACCCCCCCCCACACACCCCGCAUGAUCAAAACCUUUCAUCUGUUCCCACUCAUUACUUUGAGCAUCUUUUUUUUUGGGGGGGAGUGGGUUCUUAUUGAAGGACUGUGCUUCCAGGUUUUGAUCACAUCUGUCCCUUGGUGAACCCGUACACACAGGUUUCAAAUGUGGUCAUUGGACAGCGGGGGUUACCUAGAAUGGGCGUCCAGCCAGUCCCACUGGUACCAGGACUGCUCCAUGAGGUUCACCACUGGCCCCAGCGCCCCUUCCAGUCUUCCAUUACGGUGGGCAGCCCUGUAAGAGAGUCCACCAAGCAAGCUCACCUACUGCAGAUGGUCUUGAAGGAGACCAUUUGUCUUCCCAACCAGCACCAAGAAGCUGCCUCAACCUCCUUGGCCCCAAAGGUGCACGCCUGGCCCUCUGGACCCCCUGUGCCAGUGACUGUCCUGCGUGCUGUCUUUACUUGGAGGCACGCUGCAGACUCAAGAGAUGUCAGGAAAAGCUGCUUCUGGGAGUCAGCCCCAUCACUGCCUGCAGGACUACUGGCUGAGCCUGAGGACAGCAGGCCUCCGUGUCUCAUACUGUAAAUGGGGUCAGUGACCCUACCUUGGUCCUGGGACCUCAAAGCUGAGGGACACUGUAGCGAACAUGUUUCAACAAGCAGGCGUGGGCCACUCGGGAACUGGAGACCUCAGGAAGGCAGGAAUUGGGGGAUGCUUGCAUGUGUGUGGGGGCGGGGGGGGGCAGUGGUAGUUGGACCAGGUGAUUCAGCCGACUCACACAGCUUCUGCCUUUCCGGCUGGAUGUGGUCCUAGUGACUCAUCCCUGCUCUAGGGACCUGGAGUGCUCCAAAAUAGAUGUGACUUUUUAGGGGCUCUGAUUGCUGAGUCUGGUCUGGUGGGGUAGGACAUUUAAAACCUCAUGGGGGAAGAAAGGGUCUUACCAAGGGGAAACACAAAAGUUGGGGGCCACCCAGGGCAGCUGGAGCCCUAGCUGAGGUCUCCCCAUGCCGUAGUCGCCAGCCUGGGAGGCACGUUCUCUGGAAGCCCACACACCAGGCUGGCUGUCCUGGGGCAGGACUUGCCCCACCCUCUACCUGAGCCAGCAGUUCCUGCCGUCUUUUAAGCCCCUUUAUCCUGUGACUUAAGACCAUGAUGUUCUUCCUUACCACACCCAUGUGACAUGCAUGUGUCUCCUGGCUGAUGUGGCCAGACAGACCUGAUCCUUAGCUCUGCCCUGUCUCCUGCAUCAUUACCUGAGAUCAGAGCUUCUGUCCACUGUGAAGUAGUCAAAUGUGGGGACAAACAUGGAGGUAUGGCAGGACAGGUCCAGCCAUGGUCUCUCAUGCUGCCCGGUCUGCCCGUGUGAGCUGCAAUCACCACACCACCCAGCUGUGUGACCUCUCUCUCUCUAUGACUGUGGCCUGAACAAAACAUUGCUGACAUCAGACACACCAACUGUUUUCCUGUCCAAUCUCAUCUUUCCUAGUUGCUCCCUGGAAGCACAACACUGUCACCAGCAUGGCUGCAUGGCAUCUGUUGGAGGUAUGUGGCAGCCAUACCUCACCUCACUACAGCUUACGCUGGCCUUUGCUUUAUGUAAGCUAGUCCAUGAUGCUGACAGCCAGGUGGUGGAACCCACAGAAGUGGCCGAUGCCUGUUGACUCAACUGUAUACACUGUCCGUACCCCCGGGGCCUCCCAGUGGCACCUGAGCACUGCCUUGGCCCAUCCUGAAAAACACUCUCCUGGUGUCACAGCGAGAGUUGGGUCCUUGGUUCUUGUACCACCUUGAGAAAGAAUUCAAACAGCUCACGGAUAGUAGUAGCAGAAGCUAAACAGAUCUGCAUCCCCAGGUCCAGUGAAAUUUCACUGGAAGAAUGCAAAGCAGUCAAGACAGGAGUCACGAGAGAGCUCUUUCCUUGUCCUAAACUUUUCCCUCCUGACCCCAAGGUGGAGUUCUGAAGUUGGAUAACUUCAAGAGCCAUGUGACUUGCUGUCCAUUGCACAUGUCUCUGCCUAGAAGUUACCUGCAAAGUCCAUCGGGGUCAGAAUGGCAAUGCCAAUGACAUAGUUUAGUGAGCUUUAGUUCACUGGAGCUGGGGUCUGCCUGGCUGAAUCUAGUUCUUUCCCUAUUGUAUGUAUCAGAGGCAGCUGAAGCAUCCUUACCCUGGAAGCUGCAAGUAUAAAAUGCUAUAUUCCCAGAUUCCUGAAUUUUAA
This is a messenger RNA of Peromyscus maniculatus bairdii (prairie deer mouse), 6645 nucleotides long. Lineage: Eukaryota; Metazoa; Chordata; Mammalia; Rodentia; Cricetidae. The record is from RefSeq and is a predicted model, not a curated record.